AUGACAAAAAAAAGUCGCCAAAAUGUUUCUAAUAAUUUGAUUUCAGAAGGAAUUUUACAAGAAAUUAAGUCAUAUCGACCUUUACGUUUAUUUAUUAAGAAACAAAAAAAGAAAGGAAAUGAAACUAACCCAUUUGCUUUACGAUCGAAAUUUCUUCAAUUACCAACAGAAAAACAAACAAAAUAUAUUCAAAAAGCUAUUGAUAAAUAUAUUCAAUUACUUGAUGAAAAAAGUAUAAAUGAACAUGUGCAAGUCGAAGGCAAAUUAUUCGAAAACCUUUUGUCAAAAACAGAACAAAAAAAAUAUUUUGAAUCAAUUAAUGCACCAACAAAACCAGUGAAUACAGCAGCGGCUUAUUAUGCUGAAGUUAAAAAACAAGAAAAUGAUAAUAAUCCAAAAGCAUGGAAAUUAUUAAGUGCAGAGAAAAAGAAACAUUAUAUACAAAAGUUAAAUGAUGCUAAAAAUGAAUAUUCUGCUCAAACAAAAAAUUUUUCUGAAAAUUUACCUGAACAUCUUAAAGUAGAAUAUUUAUCAUUUAUUAAUCAAGCUCAUCAUGGUUCACAUGUUAAUGAUAAUAAUGAUGAAAAUACAAAUCCAGUACCAAUACGUCAACGUCGUAAAUCUGUUCAAUCAUUACCUGAAAAUUUUCAACUAACUACAAAUGAUAAUCAACAAAAAUUAACUCGAAUUCAACUUGAUAAACUACAUAAAUGUAAACCAGAUAUUCUUUAUUAUGAAAAAAAAGUUUCUGAUGAUGAAAAGCCAACAUUCAUAAAUUCAACAGCAAAAAAUGCUUAUAUACGAUCAUUAUUUAAUCAAUUAAGUGAAAAAAAAAGACAUAAAUUUAUAUUAAAAUCAACUAAAAAAUGGGAAGAAUAUCUUGAAUCAAAUCCAACAAUAUCUGAAGAUCAAAUUCCAACACUUCAUUUAUUAUUAGGAAAAAAUGAUGAUAUACAUUAUUAUUUUUCUUCUCUUGGUUUACCAGUACGACCACCGGUAAGUGCACUUUAUUUAUAUAACAAUGAAAGACAACAAACAAAUUCACAACAAAAUUGGACUGAUUUAUCUCAAACAACAAAAGAUGAAUAUAUAAAACGUUCAUCAAAACUUAAACAUGAAUAUCAUCAAAAAUUGAUUGAAUUUGUUGAAAAAACUUUACCAUCGGAUUAUAUGAAACUGGAAUUUUUUCGUAAUGUUAAAUAUGCAGCUAAGGAUUAUGACAUAGCUAUAAAAGAUCAAGUUAAUGAAAAAGAUGAUGGACAAUUAAAAAUUACUCAAUAUUUAGUACAAAAACAAAAAAUGGACUCUAAUGUUAUCGAUGAUUUUGAUCGAAUAAAACAAGAGCUAUUAUCAACCAAUUUAACAAACGAACAGAAAAAACUUGUUGAACACCUUGGGAAAAUUAUGAAUAAAUAUAUAGAUGAAACAGUAGGUGAUAAUUUAUUAAGAAAAAUAGCUUUUUCAAGAUCAGCACAUCCUUUUUUUCCAUAUAAUUGA
Messenger RNA from Rotaria sp. Silwood2, 1497 nucleotides. Lineage: Eukaryota; Metazoa; Rotifera; Eurotatoria; Philodinida; Philodinidae. The record is from the annotation of a GenBank genome assembly.